Haliotis rubra (blacklip abalone) is the source of this 3059-nucleotide messenger RNA. RefSeq names its product N-acetylated-alpha-linked acidic dipeptidase 2-like. Bases 1 to 2514 code for a protein of 837 amino acids. The transcript is spliced from 20 exons. The record is from RefSeq and is a predicted model, not a curated record. Gene Ontology annotation, molecular function: carboxypeptidase activity. NCBI's taxonomy places the organism in Eukaryota, Metazoa, Mollusca, Gastropoda, Lepetellida, Haliotidae.
AUGGAGAAGAGUAUGUCCAAGAAGGUAGACCCGACAUCCAGGUGCUGUCUAGCUCUCAUCUGCUUCUUCACUCUGGCAGUGUCGUUGGCCGUUGGCAUCGUUGUGGGAAAGUAUGCCCUUUGCUCUGAUGACAAGCAGGAUCAGACUCCCCCAAGUGUACAAGAAGAGCAGAAUGAUGGUACCAGAGAUAACCUGGAUAUCAUGAUGGAAGAUAUUAAUCCACAGAAUAUUGGAAACAUCCUCAGAAACUUGUCUCUUGUCCCCCACCUUGCUGGCGAGCAAAGGAACCAGCAACUGGGCGACUUCGUCCACAACUACUGGACUGACAUAGGCCUUGAUGAGGUCAAGUCAGUCAAGUUUGACGUGCUGUUGUCCUACCCGAGUGCCACCCACCCCAACCAGGUGUUCCUACUGGACAAGGCCAACAAUGUUGUAGCCGAGUCUCCCCUGGUGGAAAAAGUACUGACAUCGGAAGAAAACAGCACAGAUGUGGUAGCGCCCUUCCUGGCCUACUCUAAGGCCGGUUCUGUGCAGGGAAAAGUGGUGUAUGUGUAUUAUGGGCGAGUGGAAGAUUACGACGUCCUCGACAUCCUUGGCAUCAGCGUAAACGGCAGCAUCGUCAUUGCAAGAUACGGCAAAAUCUACCGCGGCGAUAAGGUAAAGAUUGCCGAGAAACAUGGAGCAAUAGGGGUCAUUCUCUACUCUGACCCUCAGGACUACCACCCGCAUUUUUAUAAGGGCGUCUACCCGAAAACCUGGUGGCUCCCCCCUACCGGUGCGCAGAGAGGGUCUGUCUAUGAGGGCAUCGAAGACCCCCUAACACCUGGAUACCCGGCGACAGAGUUCGCCUAUCGUAUUCCGGUGGAGGAGGCAGAUCCGCCAUUGCCAGGUAUACCAGCCCACGUCGUCGGGUACGGAUUUGCGGAGAAGAUUUUCAGAGAGAUGGAUGGCAUCAUGGCUCCUAUUGACUGGCGAGGGGAGCUGAAUGUAACCUACUGGCUUGGGCCCGGCUUCAAAACCCAGAUGUCUGUCAGGCUGAAUGUGACAACCCGUAAUGAACGUCGUCAAAUAACGGACGUCAUUGGCGUCGUGCGGGGCGAGGUGGAACCAGUCAUCUGUUUUGUGAAGAACAUCAUCUUCAGCAUCAACAUCAUAAGCAUCAUCAUGAACAACGACCUGACCAAAUGGUCAAGUGAUCAGAACAAGCGGACUAGACCAAAUGGUCAUAAGCAAUGGCAUUGGAUCCAGCCGUUUGGUUUCAGACCACCUUCGUCUGUCAGGCUGAAUGUGACAACCCGUAAUGAACGUCGUCAAAUAACGGACGUCAUUGGCGUCGUGCGGGGCGAGGUGGAACCAGACAGGUACAUUCUCAUCGGUAACCAUAGAGACGCGUGGGUGUUUGGAGCCAUGGAUCCGUCUUCCGGUACUGCCAUCAUGAUGGAGAUGUCACGUGCCCUCAUGAACAGAAUUAAGUCAAGUAACUGGCGUCCCAAGCGGACUAUUAUCUUCUGCAGCUGGGAUGCGGAGGAGUAUGCAUUGAUUGGAUCUACAGAGUUUGUACAGAAAUAUGUGAAGAACUUACUGAACAGAGCUGUGGCCUAUUUGAAUGUGGAUAUUGCUGUCGAGGGUAAUUAUACUCUGGACGUGAUGGGGACUCCCCUGUUGUAUGAAACAGCGGUCGAGGCUGCCAAACGGGUGCGUGUGCCCGACAAAGACACGCCUUUGUAUGACGAAUGGCGGGAUCGGAGGGAGAUGGUGGACCUCAAUAACAAGGGUUUAGGAAUACCAAGCUUCCCCAGUCCCGGCUCUGGGAGCGACUACGCCAACUUCCUGCAACUCGCUGGCGUCCCCAUCAUGGACUUCCGGUACAUAUAUAACAAGAAAAAAUACAAAAUCGGAUCCUACCCUCUCUACCAUUCAGAAUAUGAAACAUUUUACGCAGUAAAGCACUUUGUAGACCCAGAGUUUAAGUAUCACCGGGCUAUAGGACAAGUGUGGAUGGCUGCAGCCUUCACCCUAAGCGAGACGUCCCUUCUACCUUUUAACGUCUACUUCUACGCAUGGACACUGCAGAACCUACAAAAGCAGCUUGAUUUCGACUACAGCAACAUACUACAAAAGCAUCUACCUGACUACGAGAAGAACCUGACGAUGGCAGUUCAACAGUUCAGCCAAUCAGCUGCCGAGUUCAUGAAGAGACAACUGCACGUGAACCAGUCUGAUCCUUUGUCCGUCCGCCGCAUCAAUGACCAGCUGCUGCAACUAGAGAGAGCUUUCUUGGAUCCUAACGGAAUUCCAGGCAGAUCCUAUUUCAGGCACAUCCUGUUCGCCCCAAGCAGUGUCAACAGCUAUGCAGGGUCGUCAUUCCCUGGUCUCACCGAUCUGCUCUUUGAGAUUGACAAAUCAGAGGAUCCUGCUAAACAAUGGGAGAGAGUCAAACAACACUUCUCGGUCAUAUUGUUCACUAUCCAGUCAGCUGCCGCGACUCUCAGAGACCCAGCCCACUUCCUUUGAUAUGGAUUAAAAUUAUCAAUAUGCUUCAAGAUAUUGUGUAACAUAAUUCUAGUCUCAUACUGCUCAAAGUUUGGUGAGAUUUUGGUAUUGAUGAUGUUGGCAUAGAGCAAACUACUUCAAUAAGUUUCUUUAAAACUUCAUAUAUUCAAACGACCUAAUUGUUUCGAUAUGUGUCCAAAGUACACCGAAAUUCGGGCGAGACCCGUAAUUCUUAAUCCUAUCUGUAAAUCAGUUAUUACCUCCAUGCAUGGAGUAAUGUCCCUGUCUGUAAAUCCCGACUGACAUGAUCAGUCGGAGAGACGGUCUCCAGUCUGGGAGACUGAAGUUAUCAUCGACAGAUGCAGACGGAUUGUGCGGCUGGGCGUGGCGUCGGCCAAGGCCGUCGUCUCACCAACGACUACGUCGACGAUGAAGAAUAGACGUCUGACUUCUGCAUGUGUGUAUGUGACAGAGCGGGUCUCCGGUCACGUUCUCUCAAGUGAUCACCAUUUUAUGUACCAUUUCGACCUUUAUUCCCCCCAACAACAAUAAACAUGGCUGCUGUC